AUGCCGACAGGGUCGUGGAGUCUGAUGGAAGAAACUGUUUCGAACAUUCAAUCAGAGGGUCAGUUUCACCAACAGAGUGCUAGUGGCUCCUGUCUUGAGACGAGAUUCGGUCCUGGUGACGGCCAACGAAGCCGUCAAGUGGAACACAACCUGGCAGGAGAGACAGUUUGGACUGGCACAACUCAAGUUGAGCACAAAGUGAUCCAUUGCAUGGGCAACCGAUCGUACGAAAUAAGUCGUAUAGUUCCGAAGAGAUGUGCCGAUCAGAAGAGGAGUUUCACCCAAGGUAAGUGA
Molecule: messenger RNA, 294 nt
Organism: Protopolystoma xenopodis
Lineage: Eukaryota; Metazoa; Platyhelminthes; Monogenea; Polystomatidea; Polystomatidae
Source: the annotation of a GenBank genome assembly